Messenger RNA from Dioszegia hungarica, 2619 nucleotides. Its product is annotated as putative beta-glucosidase. Gene Ontology annotation, biological process: glucan catabolic process. The transcript is spliced from 9 exons. Gene Ontology annotation, molecular function: beta-glucosidase activity. The record is from RefSeq and is a predicted model, not a curated record. Bases 1 to 2619 code for a protein of 872 amino acids. Lineage: Eukaryota; Fungi; Basidiomycota; Tremellomycetes; Tremellales; Bulleribasidiaceae.
AUGCACUAUAUCCCCACCGACAACUCGCACAUGGACCGCAGCUUCCUCGACGUCGACCUCGAUGAGCUGAUCACCAAAUUGACGGUCCCCGAGAAGAUCAGUCUUCUCGCUGGGAAGGAUCGGUGGUCUACGGUGGACAUCACCCGCCUCAACAUCCCCAGUAUCAAGGUCACCGAUGGCUCUAACGGUGCUCGGGGCGGCAGCUUCUUCAAGAUGAUCCCCGCGGUCGCCAUUCCAUGCGGCUCUGGUCUUGGCUGCUCCUUCUCCCCCUCGCUCAUGCACGAACUCGGCGGACUUCUUGCUGCCGAGACACUCGCACGCAAGUCUGUCUGUCUCCUCGGGCCCACCAUCAACGUUCCUCGGUCGCCCCUCUGCGGUCGCACCUUCGAGCAGUUCUCGGAGGAUCCGACCCUCUCUGGCUACCUCGCCGCGGCGUACAUCAACGGUCUCCAGGCUGGCGGUAUCUCGCCCACGGUCAAGCACUUUGUCGGAAACGAGCAGGAGCAUGAACGCAACGGUGCCGACUCCAUCAUCGCCCCUCGGGCCUUCAGAGAGGUCUACCUCAGGCCGUUCCAGAUUGCCGAGCGUCUCUCUAGGCCUUGGGCAUACAUGACGAGCUACAACAAGGUCAAUGGCGUCCACUGCUCCGAGGACAAGUGGUUGCUCGACACCUUGCUCAAAGGGGAGUGGGGCUUUGGCGAGGACGGCUUUAUCAUGAGUGAUUGGUGGGGGACGUACUCCAUCGACCUCUCGAUAAAGGCGGGGAUGAGUCUCGAGAUGCCGGGUGGGAGUGGUCUGUAUAGGCAAGAAGCAAUCGUCGUACACCAGCUCAAGUCCCACAAACUCCUCCACUCGGACAUUGACAAGCUGGUCAAGUCGGUUCUCCAGUGGACGCAGCGUCUCGUCAAGCUCAACGCCGACCUCGUCUACUCGCCCGACACGGACGAAUUCACCCGUCCCCGCACCAAGGAGGACGAGGACCUCACCCGUCGGGCGGCUACGGAGAGUAUUACCUUGCUCCAAAACGUCGACUCCAUCCUCCCUCUCGAGCCCAAUUCCAACGGCCCUCUCAAGGUCGCCGUCAUCGGGGCUCAGGCCAAGGCGCGUGUCGCCACCGGGGGCGGGUCUGCCCAGUGUCGUACUUCGUGGUGUCAGUCCCCCUGGGACGCGCUCAACGAGCAGAAUCCGGGCGGCAUCGAGCUCUCCUACUCGCUCGGCGGAUACGUCUCCAAGUACCUUCCCGUCCUCGACUCGUCCUUCACUCGCCUUGACGGCUCCAAGGGGUUCGACCUUCACCAUUACGCUAUCGCGGCCGACGGUACUCAGUCCGCCAAGCCGGCCUACAUUGACACGCAUGACCUCAGUGACAUGUACAUGUACGACUUCUACCAUCCUCGGCUCGGCAUGCACUACUUCACCGAGCUCCACACCCUGUUCACCAGCCCGAUCGAUGGCGAGUACGAGAUUGGCUUCUGCGUCACGGGGCAGGGGUGGCUCUGGGUCGACGGGGAGCUCAGAAUCGUCAAUGCCACGGCGGAGGAGCAGGUGGUCGGUACGGCAUUCUUGGGGUAUGGAACGGCGGAGAAGUCUACGUUGAUCCAGGUCAAGAAGGGUCAGACAUACACCAUCAAGCUGCUCCAUGAUACGCGCCUUCCCUCCGGCUCGACUCGCGGCAAGGGUCCUAUCGUCCGUCCUGGAAUCAGGCUCGGUGCUCGUCCGUCGGUCGACCCGGAUGCGGCUAUCGAGCAGGCCGUCGAGCUCGCCAAGAAGUCGGACCGUGCUGUACUUGUCGUCGGUCUCAACUCGGACUGGGAAAGUGAGGGGUUCGACCGGCCUACUCUGGCCCUUCCCGGCAGGUCCAAUGAGCUCAUCUCGCGUGUCGCUGCCGCCAAUUCCAACACCAUCGUUGUCCUCCAAACCGGCUCGGCCGUCUCCAUGCCUUGGCUCUCGGCCGUCAAGGGUGUCGUCCACGCCUUUUACCUCGGGAACCAGUGCGGUGAUGCCAUCGCCGAUAUCCUCUACGGUACCGCCAACCCCUCGGGUCGUCUGUCCCUCACUAUGCCCGCCAAGGAGGAGGACGUCCCGGCGUAUCCCGACUUCAAGUCCGCCCGCACCAAGGUCCACUACACCGAGGGCACUUGGGUCGGGUACAAGUGGUACAAUAUGCGCAAGAUCGAACCGCUCUUCGCCUUCGGUCACGGUCUCAGCUACACCACAUUCGAAUACUCGGAUCUCCGGCUUUCGGCUCCUCCCCCUACGCUCAAGGUGGCGGAUGAGUGGAAGGCGACGGUGGAGGUGACGGUCAAGAACACUGGGGGCAGAAUGGGGAGUCACUCGGCCCACGUCUAUCUCUCGCCACCCAAGGAGACGGAUGUCAGCUUGAAGCAUCCUGACCAUGCUUUGCAGGGCUUCGACAAGGCGUACAACCUGGCGCCGGGAGAGAGCAUGACGCUCGAGAUCGAGCUCGACAAGUAUGCCAUCUGCCACUGGGAUGACUUGACGGAGACCUGGAGGGCCGAGAAGGGGACGUGGACCGUUAAGAUUGGGCGGGACGCGCAGACGUUCUGGGGAUGCGAGACGUUCGAGAUUGGCCACAACAUGCCUUGGUCUGGGUUGUAG